Photinus pyralis (common eastern firefly) is the source of this 705-nucleotide messenger RNA. RefSeq names its product RYamide receptor-like. Gene Ontology annotation, cellular component: plasma membrane. Lineage: Eukaryota; Metazoa; Arthropoda; Insecta; Coleoptera; Lampyridae. Gene Ontology annotation, biological process: G protein-coupled receptor signaling pathway. The coding region runs from base 1 to 651 and encodes 216 amino acids. Gene Ontology annotation, molecular function: tachykinin receptor activity. The record is from RefSeq and is a predicted model, not a curated record. The transcript is spliced from 5 exons.
AUGGCCGCCGGCUGGUAUAUCUGGUGUCUUAAUAAGACUAAUGUUGACGUGGAUGUAAGAUACUUGUGUCACGAGAAUUGGUCUCACGUUGGGCCCGAAUAUGAAAACAUCUACACCGUUACCAUCAUGUUUCUACAAUAUAUCAUUCCGUUCUCCGUGCUGCUCUUUACGUACACAAGCAUCGCAAUCGUAAUUUGGUGUCAUCGAAUACCAGGUGAAGCGGAAAAUUCGAGAGAUCAACGAAUCGCCAAAUCCAAAAGAAAGAUGGUGAAAAUGAUGGUCACUGUCGUGUUUGUGUUCAGUGCUUGCUGGCUGCCCUUCAACAUACUUUGGGUUGUGCAGGAAUCCAUCAGUGACCAAUUGAAACCGUAUUUAUGGUUUGCUCUGCACUGGCUGGCAAUGUCGCAUGCUUGCUACAAUCCCAUCAUUUACUGUUAUAUGAAUUCAAGAUUCAGAGCAGGAUUUAUUCGAGCGUUCAGGAUAAUACCUUGCUUCCGUCGAUGUUUACCCUCAUUUUCUAUGCUGCAUCCUAAAAAUACAAGUUUUCCACUGACAAGUAAGUUAAAGUAUGGAGAAAACCGAAAGCAGCCUUCUACAUCGAAGCAGCACUUCGAAAACACUCAACAGCACAAGAAGGUCGACUAUUAUUAAUAGUACGGCAUCAUGUAAACAGCUAUCGGCAAAAUCCACAUCCUUUGAUGUUUC